AUGAGGCUUAUAUUAUUAACUCUCCUCUUGGCCGUAGCUGUUAGUGGAGAUUUUCAUAGCAAUGCAGAGGAACAGACGAAAGAAGUACUCAAGAGAGAAAGCAAGUUUGUUCAGACGCUGAAAACCGGAUUUAAGAAGUUUCUUGAUGAGACUGGCUUGAGCAGAAUCGCGGACAAGUUCAAGAAGGUGAAGGACAAAAUAGUGAAGACGUUGAAGCUGACACCAGAAUUGCUGAAGUCUCUCAAGGAAAGGCUGAAGAACCUGCGAUUGUUCAAGAGGAACAGGGUUCAAGAGGUUGGAGACUCGGUCCCUGAAAUCAACGCACACAAUAAUGUUGAGAACGAUUUCUACCAAGCCGACAUUGCAUUAACAUCCACCCAAGCACAAGAGAUCAUCACGGGAAUCGAGAAACAAGCUGGCGACGUGAGCCGUGCAAAACGUCAGGCCUUCAAAGAUAGCCACUAUCCAAAUACGCUAUGGUUUGAAGGAGUGAAUUAUUUCUUUGACCCAGCAGCAAUGUGUUCGUCAAAGCAACGAAACUAUGGGAAAAGGACACCUGCAUCAACUUCAAAGAAGACAGCUCUGCCUGAUUGGAUUGAACAGUUCAACAAGGAAACAAAGGAAACAAACGAAAAUUACGGUAUGACGUACGACUACGGCAGCAUUAUGCACUAUGGUGGAACAAGGUUUGAUAUGUCCAUCGCAGUCGCGUGGCAAAGUGUCCCUCGCAUGCAUUCUUCGAUAAUAAUUGAUUCUUAUUCAGAAAGGUGUAAUCCAGCGACGUCAGUGAAGUGCGAAAUGGGUGGAUUUCCGCAUCCCCGCGACUGCAAGAAAUGUAUCUGUCCUGGAGGAUACGCCGGUGAUAGGUGCACUGAAAGGCCAGCAGGUUGCGGUGCAAUAAUCAAAGCAACACCGGAAUGGCAAGAACUUGAAGAUAUUGUCGGUCCAGGUACAGAAGAACAGGAGGACUUCUACACUUGCAACUAUUGGCUCGAGUCUCCACCUGAUACAUUGAUCGAGGUAAGGAUACUGGAUUUCACCGGUGGAGUUUCUGUUGAUGGCUGUCCCUAUGCUGGUGUAGAAAUCAAGACAAAUAAGGAUCAAACGCUCACUGGCUACAGGUUCUGCUCUCCGGAUGCUGCUGGAAUGGAGCUUCGUUCGUACACUAAUCGAGUUCCCAUAAUUACAUGGAACAGGGUCUAUAAAACGGAAACUUUCCUCGAAUUCCGCUACGUGUCAUCUUCUGGAAAGCCCAUUAGCAAAGACAAUAAGGACAAGAAAGUUCGUCCACCCGUAAUUACUGGCAAUGGCUUCAAAUGUGUGGAUCAUAAAGACUGUCCUUUCCUUGCGGCUGAAGGCUUCUGUAAAAUGAAUAUUCCAAAGGACAUCAAGUUGGCAAAGUGUCCGAAAGCCUGCCAUUUCUGCUGA
Messenger RNA from Haemonchus placei, 1428 nucleotides. The record is from the annotation of a GenBank genome assembly. NCBI's taxonomy places the organism in Eukaryota, Metazoa, Nematoda, Chromadorea, Rhabditida, Trichostrongylidae.